Molecule: messenger RNA, 1719 nt
Organism: Aedes albopictus (Asian tiger mosquito)
Lineage: Eukaryota; Metazoa; Arthropoda; Insecta; Diptera; Culicidae
Gene: Cdk5
Product: cyclin-dependent kinase 5 homolog
Exons: 3
Coding region: 193-1062 (289 amino acids)
Biological process (GO): neuron apoptotic process; synaptic vesicle transport; axonogenesis
Cellular component (GO): cytoplasm; nucleus
Molecular function (GO): ATP binding; cyclin-dependent protein serine/threonine kinase activity
Source: RefSeq, a predicted model, not a curated record
AAAGGAAGUGAAGCACGAAUGUUUCCGUCCGGUCCAGUUUGUUCACGGUCCUGUCAAACGUCCGUUGUUUUGAUGAAAAAAAAGUUUAAUUUUUCAGUACUUUGCAAAAUUUAUUCAGUUCUUUUCUGAUAAAGCUCAAUAAAAUCGGUGAAAAUAGAGGGUUUGACGAAAAUCGCCGGCAAAUUUAGGAGAAUGCAAAAGUACGAAAAGUUGGAAAAAAUCGGCGAAGGCACCUACGGAACGGUGUUCAAGGGUAAAAACCGAGAUACUCUGGAGAUUGUGGCCCUGAAGCGGGUUCGCCUGGACGAAGACGAUGAAGGAGUUCCCAGUUCGGCGCUGCGCGAAAUUUGCUUGUUGAAGGAACUUAAACAUAAAAACAUCGUUCGUCUAUACGACGUCCUUCAUUCGGAUAAGAAGCUAACGCUUGUCUUCGAGCAUUGCGAUCAGGAUCUGAAAAAGUACUUCGAUAGUCUAAAUGGCGAAAUCGACCCGGAUGUGGUCAAAAGCUUCAUGUACCAACUGCUGCGAGGACUGGCCUUCUGUCACAGUCACAACGUUUUGCAUCGGGAUCUGAAGCCGCAGAAUUUGCUGAUCAACAAAAACGGGGAACUAAAGCUGGCCGAUUUCGGGCUUGCCAGGGCUUUCGGAAUUCCGGUCAAAUGUUACUCGGCUGAAGUGGUAACCCUGUGGUACCGACCGCCGGAUGUGCUGUUUGGGGCAAAACUAUACACCACUAGCAUCGACAUGUGGUCGGCUGGGUGUAUCUUUGCUGAGCUGGCUAAUGCGGGAAGGCCGCUGUUUCCCGGAUCCGAUGUGGACGAUCAGCUGAAACGGAUCUUCAAGCUGUUAGGCACACCAACGGAAGACACAUGGCCUGGAAUCACCCAGCUUAGCGAUUACAAACCUUUUCCACUUUACCCGCCAACAACUUCUUGGAGUCAAGUGGUACCCCGACUGAACUCCAAAGGUCGCGAUCUGCUGCAAAAACUUCUCAUAUGUCGGCCAACACUGCGACUCAGUGCCGAACAGGCGAUGGCCCAUCCGUACUUUACGGAGAACUGAAAACGAUUAUAGCAGCUGAAAUCGUUUCUAUCGACGGGCAAUAGCAGCAAUAACAUUCAAAAGACAACCAAAAGUGGCGAGUCGUCCACAGCCAUUGCAUCUAGCAGUUCCAUCAGUACUUUAACUACCACAAUGGACACCAUUGUUGAGUAGCUGUUGCAUAUUCUUUUUCCAGUGUGCUUGCUAAACAAAGCAGUAAUGUACUUGCUUCAUCCCAAAAAGGCUGUACCUAUGAUUUAUACCGUUAGGAUUAGUUGUAUUAACUUAGCAUGUACAAUGUGAUUUUAUUUGCUACCUUUCGAAUAUCGUUUUUAGAAUGAGUUAAUGGAAGUAUGUAAUAGAAAUAUUGUGUUGAGUCCAAGUCUCGUAGAAAUUUGCAGUUUUCGUUCAACUAUGCUCUAUCCUGAGUAAAAGUAGCAUAGUGCUUAUAUAGAAUAUGUGUGAUUAAUCCAAGAACAAGGCGAUUUAUACCUAGAUAACAAUGUCAGUCUACCUUAAGCGUACUUAUGGCCGUGAAUGCUCGAGGAGAAUUCAAUCAUAGUGGAGAUUGCCACAAGUUUAUCGAACUUUAGUGGUCCUCUUUCUAAUGUUCAAUAUAAUGUACUAUUUCCAAUUGUGUGUAGAGUAGAAUUCAAAUAUAAAUCACUGACCAAAAUA